AUGCGACCAAAAUCUAGCCUAGGAUACUGUAACGAUCUCGUGGAACGUUUGUUUAUGCGAACAACACGUCGAUGGCCAGUGAAUCAUACAGUUCUUGGUCUUCGAUUGAUUGUUGAUCACUACAUGGAGGUCUCGAGACGAUUCUGUUCCAUUGCACAGCCUGUCUUUCCUCUUUAUUCACACGCAGCGCCCAUUUUCUUCGUGGCGAAACAUUCCCACGUAACUAAAAGAAAAUGCAUGAAGUAUCUCAUAUAUCAGUCAGAGUAUCAGUGGUAUCUCAAAUUUACAUAUUUCCAUCUUUAUAUUGAAAAAAGUUUUCGAACACUCAGUUCAAGUCACAACUCGAUGUUCAUUAAAAAAUGGCUUCUAGGCCUCCUGACAUUGCUGCUCUUCGUUGCUUCAGUUUACUCUCGUCCGAUUGUCACUGAAGCAGAGAAGCAAGCCGAAGCUACAGUUGCACGAAUCGUCGCAACUCCAAAGCCAGAACCUCACCAUCUGACAAAGGUGAAAGUGUCUGGUCUGCGUCUCGAAGCAAAUGUCGGAACCUUCAAUAAAAUUGUUAUGGGACACAACAGAAAGCACAACGUCGUGAUCGCUCCAAAUCAAAAUGUUAGAGUCGUGCUGUUUGGUCAGAACUUCCAAGAUAUUGGAGCUCUGACUUUCACCGCCGAUGGAACUUGUACGGAUAUGAGGCAUUUUUUCGAGGCUGACUUUUCUUCCAUGACGGAUCUGCGUCUGGUAGCAGAAGUUACCUUCCCAAAAACAGCAGCGGAGUCCGACAUAUUUAAACUUUGUAUCUCAGAAAAAUAUUAUGCGGAACCUCGAUUUGCUGUUAUUGAAGAUCCAUUCACUACAGUGACAACGGAAAUUCCCCCACCCGAGCAUGCAAUGCCAAGGUGGCUAUCGAUCAUCUGUCUAGCGUUCUUGUUAUGCAGCUCGGCAUUGUUUUCGGGACUCAACAUCGGUCUAAUGACAAUUUCACCUUACGAGCUUCAGUUGUACCGUGCAAGUGGAACGAACUCCGAAAAACGAUACUCCGAAAAAAUACUCCCAGUUCGAAAGAAGGGGAAUCAAUUGCUCUGCACUCUUAUCAUCGGAAACGUUAUUGUAAAUGUUGGAAUAUCUAUGCUGAUGGACAUGAUCGUUGGAACUGGCCUCGGGGUUCUUUUCGGAGCUACAGCUGCAAUCGUCGUCUUCGGAGAGAUUAUUCCACAGGCUCUAUGUGUGAAAAUUCUUAACUUCCGAAUUGCCUAA
This is a messenger RNA of Caenorhabditis briggsae, 1254 nucleotides long. The transcript has 8 exons. Lineage: Eukaryota; Metazoa; Nematoda; Chromadorea; Rhabditida; Rhabditidae. Gene Ontology annotation, cellular component: intracellular membrane-bounded organelle. Bases 1 to 1254 code for a protein of 417 amino acids. The record is from RefSeq and is a predicted model, not a curated record. Gene Ontology annotation, biological process: magnesium ion homeostasis.